Molecule: messenger RNA, 2589 nt
Organism: Symbiodinium sp. CCMP2592
Lineage: Eukaryota; Dinophyceae; Suessiales; Symbiodiniaceae
Source: the annotation of a GenBank genome assembly
AUGGCAGCGGCAUAUUCUUUCGCCCAUCCUACAUGGGACAGGCUCUACCCUCCCACCAACGGCGCGACUCAGCGCCCCCCAGAAGGCCCAGAUGCAGUGGCCAGCCAAACCCCUCCGCAGACGGCAGGGCAGCCUGCGAACCCGCCACCCGAAGAUCCUCCGGCAAAUGCAGUGGCUGAGGAGCCUUUGCAGAUCCCGCGAGCCGAUUUGCCACGGCGUGUUUCGGAACUUGCGGCCUUCUGCGAUCCACAGAAAGUGCUGAAGAUGGACUUCUCCGCCUUGCAAGGCGUUUGCAAUGCCGGCGUUUCAGCUGGAUUGAGUGAAGAGGAUCGAGUCAAGGAGCAAAUGAAUGCAAUGGCCAAAGCAAACCACUUCCUCAAUGUCAAUGGCGAAGUUUUGGGCGCAGAGGCCAAAAGCAUGACUACGUUUGCGGCAGCCAUCGGUUGCACCUCAAUGGGCAAGGAUACAACUUGCGCGCAAAUCGUGAACAAGAAAGAUGUGGCCGUGACCGGCAAGGACAUGACCACUGCAGCCAAUGUUCUGAUGACAUCGGUUGUGGAGCCUGUUGCAUCUGGGCAAGAUGCAGAUGAGGACCACUUCACGGUGCAUUUCCACCAGGAGUUGAAGUAUGAGGGCAAGGAUCCGAAAGAGUACCAGAGGACCAUGCACGAAAUCAUGACUGGCAUCCGAAGCGGUGACCCGAAUAAAGGUCACCACAACUUUACGCUGGAACCUGUGAACGUCAUGGUCCGCUCUCGCAGUGGAUGGCCGACAUUUAUAUUGAACACCAUCGGCUUCACCCCACGACCCAAGGAAGCAGAUGGCGUGUUUCAAUCCAUCGACGCGAUGUUGAACGACAGGGCGAAAGCAGGUGGGCCAGGAAGUGGAGUGCUGAUCAUCUGCCAAUCUUGGAUGAAAGCGGAUGAGCCUGGCAUCUGUUGGCCAGAACUUGACGUGAUCAAGAACCGGCAGCAUGAUGCCGCGAACCCGUUCCACAUCAUUGUUGCGCUCACCCAAGGCGAUUUGUAUGAGCCCAUCAAUUUUCAAGCGUGCAAAACCUUCAAAGACGUCUACGACACGAUUUUCUCCAACAUGGACACCAAACUGCCAGGUUGCAACGACAAGUUUCUCGUAACGGGAUGGCGUGAAAACGACCCAUCUGAUGAACCUAACUGUGCCAGCAAACUGGACAAAACCUUGGCAGAAGUUAUUGGCCGCAUCUCGCGUGAGAAGCCUGACGAGCAGCAGUCACCGUGGCUUCGCAUGCUUCGGGAACGAGUGGGGACUGAGAAGCUCAAGCAGCGCUACAAUGACUUGAUGACAGCACAGAGCGAAGUCCUCUUGACAAAUGUGGAAAAGUGGCUGCAUGCAUCACUUGAGACGACGAACGACAUGCUCACGAAGCUUUUUGCGAGGCAGGACAGCAUUUCGGACUGCAGUCUGGGACACAACCUGCUGGAGUUUUGUUUGCAAGUUGAGAAGAUGGCAGAAACUUGUCGCUUAAAUCGUCUGGAUCGCCCAAGCAGUUCGCCCGAUCUGGGGUUGAUCGAGAAGGUAACGGCACGCUCAGCGCAGACUCUUGCAGAAGAGCUGCGCUUCGUGCAGCAAGCCUACGGGGUUCGCCUUUCUGCGAAGAAUGGAGAUCUGGAGCAGGUGAUCCAGGAACUUGAGAACGAAGACUGGUACAUGAACAAAGAAGGGAUGCACGCGCUGUGGCAGCGCACUGCCAGGUUGAAGGACAAUGCCGUGUUGCUAGCCGGUAUGUACGAAAUGCCAGUAAUGAAGCGGGCUGACAUUAUGCGCUUCAUGGCCGCCACCGCUGUGCAGAACACAGCGGAUGCAGAGCACUACAUACAAAUCCGCGUAAUCGGGCACGUCAAGGGCAUCUUUGCCGCUGAGCUUGUGCCUCUACUCUCAGUGUGGCUGGCGCACCACUGCCAUGACAGCUACUCAAUGGCCUUGGAAGUAGUGCUGCAAGAGCAGCAGUUCGAACACCUGCGAAGCAACGGCACAUUCAAAGACAUCAUGAAAGGAGUCCUCAACAGGCUCUAUUACCAUGAUGUUCGCGAGUUUCUCGCGAAUCGAUUCUUGACCCGGUCGCCGGCAUUUCUGGAGAGAACAUGCCUCUCUCGCCAAACACGAAUGUCGUACGUAGUCCACCAACGAAAGCUCCGCCAGUCUGUGGAGACGAUGACGGACGAGCAGCAGAAGGACUUCGUGGCCGCAUACUAUCCCGAGCUAGCACCAAGACCCAAAGCCGGACCUUCCGUGAGCACCGACAGUCCAAGCGCUUCGAUUACGCCGCUGACGCAAGAGGAUGAAUCGUCUCUACUCAAUCAGAACACGGUUCGGCCGUACAAGACGCAGUACCACCUCAGUGUACGUGAGGACGAAGCGCACUAUCUGAACACGACCGCCCAGUUCAUCUUCCAGCAUUUCCUCCACAAGGUCAUCACCCACUUCCUUGAUGACUCGGAAAUUGAGUUGGACCGAAUGUAUUCUGAAAAUUGUUGGUACGAGAACGGCCACCUCUUGUUCAAGUACUUGUACUUUGCUGUGUCGGACGAGGUCCAGGCUCGCACAGCGUGA